This is a messenger RNA of Aedes aegypti (yellow fever mosquito), 858 nucleotides long. RefSeq lists its product as uncharacterized. The transcript has 4 exons. NCBI's taxonomy places the organism in Eukaryota, Metazoa, Arthropoda, Insecta, Diptera, Culicidae. The coding region runs from base 84 to 818 and encodes 244 amino acids. The record is from RefSeq and is a predicted model, not a curated record.
CUCACAAAAUGUGACUUGCUUCAAUUUCGUUCACUCAAGCGCAAGAACCUGUCGCAAUCUAGAGUAGAGAUCGUUCCGUCGCCAUGGAAAACAAACUACAACGCUUGCUACUGUCGUUUCUGGUAGCUGCGACUUUGGUCAGCGCCGUCUGUGGCAAAGUAGGCACCCAUCCAGAAGACGGCGAACCUCAGCUGGAUCCGCUGGAGUUCUCGUAUCUCACACUGUGGAAGUAUACCCUGGCCGAGUGCGAAAAGCGAGGCGUCAAUGGAUCGAUCAUCACCCGAUCCUGGAUCGGUGUGAGACGAUGUCUGCGCACCAAGCUGGACGUGAUCGCGUUCAAUAUGGACUCGAUGCGACUGGAUGUGGACAAUCAGCAGGCUAUUUUGGAGAAACACUGCCCAAACCUGAGACAGACGAGUGGGUGUUUUGAUCCGUUUAUGAAGAACGUGAAAACUUGCGUCCAGGACGAUAACUACGAGAUCUUCGAGGCUAUGCGGAAUUGGAUCACGGACGUUCUAGAGCAUAUCUGUGAGGACAAUGGAGCACGGAUAAAGUACGAUCGCGUGAAACACGAGAAGUGUACGGCCGAAUUGGGCCAAUACGUUUUUGAAUGUGCUGCCCAAAACAUUAUUGAUAAGCAGUAUAGUAAUCGUAAGUCGCUUUCGGAAGAAGACUGCAGUAUGAUCGCGCGUGCCAAGGAUUGUCUUGUGAUCAAGCUCAAAGAAUGUUCGGUAUUUUCGGCUGCCGCUCAGCUUUUCUACGAUAACUUCAUACAGAUCACCUCCUGCGCUGCUGCCGCCGUCGAUGACGAUCAUUGAAUCCAAAUAAACCUAAGUUUGUUUAGCAAUCUCUGUCGAA